UUUUGUUUUGCCGCCAUGUUUGAAUAUCGAUCAGAAAGGAUGAGAGAAUAUGAGAAGAAAAGUGUGUGAUAAAGUUUGCAUAUUUCGACUGAAUCAAUUACGAUCAUGGGAGGUUGCUGUUGUUCACGUGAAACAAAAAUUGAGCCUAUCAAUACCAAAGUAAAGUCAGCAAACGAUGACCAAAUUGAAGAAGAUGAAUUCGAUGGCCCGUUGGAGGACCGCAGCUGCAGAGACGUAUUGUUCUUACUGAUAAUGAUAGCAUUUAUCGGAGGAAUGGGAUAUUUUUCUUUUCUUGCUUUCCUUGGUGGAAAUCCAAACAAGUUAUUACAUGGAACCGACAGUUGGGGUAAUGUUUGUGCUCAGCCAAAUAUAGGCAUUCCAGAUGCCCAACAUUCUGGACGUGAUAUGACUCAAAAAACAAAGGUGUACUAUUUCGACUUUACUUCACUCGCUAAUCCCCUGGUCCAGUCGUUGCGUAUCUGCGUAAGUGAUUGCCCGAGUGUUACAUCAUCGGAUCUCUCGGAUCUUGCGACCACUCAUGGUGUGAAAUUAUGUCGUUACGACAAACUAGUUGGAACGUAUCCUAACGCACAUCUAAUAGCGGACGAUGAGUGUCCGGCCACGCCUAUUGAACCUCACGUAUCGCUUGUCAAUAGAUGCAUACCAAAGACCCUUAUAAAGGUUGGCAAAUCUGUCAUAAGCUCUUUUUCAACAAUCCUUAACUCACUGGAUGCAGAUUUCGUCGCAAAAGUUUGCUCGGAUAUAAGCAACUGCUGGCAGAUUAUCCUUUACUUAUGUGCCAUCGCAUUCGGGAUAUCCUUGAUUGUAAUAUUCCUGCUCAAAUUCUUCGCCUGUCUUCUUAUUUGGAUAAUGGUAAUCGGUUGUGUACUAGGAUCUUUAGCGGCAAGUGCAUAUUGUUGGUACAAUUGGUAUGGUUACUUUUCAUACGUAAAAGAGACCGAGUUGAAAGACGCAUCAUUGGUAACUUCGGUGGACAUAGAAACUCGACAAACCUGGCUCAUCUACGCCAGUGUGGUAUCUGGGAUAGCAUUAAUCGUGUGCCUAGUCAUGCUGGUGAUGAGAAAAAGAAUACAAUUGGUCGUACAACUUUUCAUGGAGGCAGGGAGCGCAUUGGGCAAAAUACCGAUGCUUUUGUUUCAACCGAUUUGGACAAUAAUCAUUCUAAUUGGAACGAUAGGUGGGCUUCUGUACAUAUUUGCCUGGAUGCACACAUCUGCGCCACCUAUCGUCAAAGAUGAUGUCGUAACGUAUGAGGCCGAUAAAAUUCUUUUCUACACAAAAUGGUACCACGUGUUCGGUAUGCUUUGGAUAAGCCAGUUUAUCCUUGCCUGCCAACAAGUAGUAAUCGCCGGAGCCAUUGCUACUUGGUAUUUCAAGCGUGAUAAGUCAAAGAUGGGAUUUCCAAUCUGUGCAUCACUCAAACGAUUGAUAUGCUACCAUCUUGGAUCAGUUGCGUUUGGUUCGUUAAUAAUCGCCAUCGUGCAGCUUGCAAGGAUGAUUUUAGGGUACAUUCAUCAAAAGGUGAAUAACAAGCCAGGUGUUGGAGCAGUCGCCAAAUUCAUACUAAAGUGCCUCAAGUGUUUGCUAUGGUGCUUUGAAAAAUUCCUGAAAUAUCUCAACAGGAAUGCGUACAUCGAGAUCGCAAUAUAUGGAUACAGUUUCUGCAAAUCUGCGAAGAAAGCGUUUCUACUGCUUGUGGCGAAUGUGCUCAGAGUCGCCGCAAUAAAUUCCGUCGGAUUCUUCGUACUUUUCCUCGCCAAAGUUGGAACUGUGGCGAUUGUCGGAAUUGUAGGACUUGAAUUCAUUAAGAUUGUACAAACCACAGCAGGGCUGAACUUUUUCUGGGUGCCAUUACUCUUUGCAUGUAGUUUUGCCUUCUUUAUUUCACACUGCUUCCUACAAGUCUAUGAGAUGACGAUCGAUACGAUAUUUUUGUGUUUUUGCGAGGACUGUGAAAGAAACGAUGGGGUUAGGAAACCAUAUUUUAUGUCUAAAGGACUCAUGGCGUUCGUUGAGAACAGCAAAGAAGCAUUGGAUGCGGACAAAGAACGGAAAAAGACAAAGGCGCUUGCGAAAGUAAUAACAAAAACGAUGAAUUAAUUUUACAGUCAUAUUCUUUACUCAUUGAUUAGCCCAAGUGAUAGCCUAUACGCGACUUCAAUUUUGAUUCAAUUUCAUAAAAUUUACCGUAAAAUAAAUAGUGUGACGCAUUUCAUUAAAACAUUACUAAAUGAUAUUGCUGUGCCGUCAGGGUCAGUUAUCCCCUGCCUGUCAGUUCGUCUGGUGCAAUUUACUCAUGUAUUCCCGGGGCACUUUUUUGUUUACUUGUUCAUCGUAUGUAAAGUAAAACUCCAUUUACCCAAUAAUAUCGUAUGUAUAGAGAAUGUGUUGCAAAAUUCUAUGGGCAAUAAAUAAUGGUGUGUAUCUUCAAGACUAGGAUAUUGGUAAUGAAGUAUGCACCCGCUGACCUUAAGUUAUGUCCAGUUAUCUUAAUUGGUACUACAGCAUUGAACGUCAGAGAGUGAGAAAUAUACCUGAAUAAUUGUGAUAAAACAAUUAUGCCUUUUUGUGCUACAUGUAUUUCUUUGUAUAUUUUCUGAAACCAAGAUAAACGGAUUCGCUUCAAUAGAGCAGAUUACUUUUCUGAAACAGGUUUCUUAACGCAUUUGGAAUGAAUGUACUUACCACUUUAGCACCAUUGUCAAUAACACCCGCUCGAACUGUUAAAUCACGAAGUGCCAAGGACGUAAUAAUAACAGCAAAUAGAUAUCCCAUUGAACACAUUUUGUCACUUCUUGAACUAUGUUCUCUUGAGAUCUGACAAACUAUGUAUAUAUAAGACUAAAAGGAAAACGUAAUACCCAACGUAUUAGUGAAUACGGAUUACGAGUCAAAAGGUAAAUAUAAAGUACCUUAAUGUCUUUGUAAAAGAGUAAUUAGAAAGAUACAAUGCUAACGCGGUUUUUAUUAACGUGAGAAAACGUCAUACCGAUAAAUAAUUGAAAUUUAAAUGGGAUGAGUAUUUAAUGCUAAAGAUGGGCCUCCCGUCAUCAUUCUGAUGUUUCACAUGUACAGCAAUAAGC
Owenia fusiformis is the source of this 3104-nucleotide messenger RNA. Lineage: Eukaryota; Metazoa; Annelida; Polychaeta; Sabellida; Oweniidae. The record is from the annotation of a GenBank genome assembly.